This is a messenger RNA of Cavenderia fasciculata, 2313 nucleotides long. RefSeq lists its product as uncharacterized. The record is from RefSeq and is a predicted model, not a curated record. The coding region runs from base 1 to 2313 and encodes 770 amino acids. The transcript has 2 exons. NCBI's taxonomy places the organism in Eukaryota, Evosea, Eumycetozoa, Acytosteliales, Cavenderiaceae.
AUGUCAUCAGUGGGGAAUAACACCCCAAAGACAGACUAUGCUAGCAAAAGAAAAUCAAUCAAGAAGAAAUCUUCCUUAACUUCGCCACAAGAGCAAGCCGACAACUCCCCUACAUAUCAUAAUAAUACUGUUAAUAAUGUAGAUAAUAACAAUAGAACAACAACACCACAUCAACCAGAAGCAGAACAAACUACAACUCAAAAGACAUACUACUCUAAACCAAUGAGACCACCUAAAAAGUCACUUUACUACUAUGCUCCAAAGAUACCACAAGUUGAUACAACAUCUACUUCAACCACACCGCCAGCUCAAGAAGAAGUACCAACUCAAGUAGUACAAACAUUACCAACAUUACCAACAACAACAAAAAGAGCAUCAAGUAAAGUACCUCUAAAAAGAAAAGGAGAUUUUGUAAAGCCACCCAAGACUCCACCUUCUGCUGAAGAAGUAUUAUCACAAGUUGCCAACGAAUCAAAACCACACACAAAUGGCAAAGUCAAGAUUAUACCAGUUCCUCCACCCAAAGAAUUACCUUCCUCAAAGUCACCAACAAAUGACAAAGUCAAGAUUAUACCAGUUCCUCCACCCAAAGAAUUACCUUCCUCAAAAUCACCAACAAAUGAAACCAAACCUAAAGCAAUGGAUGGUCCAACAACUAUCGUAACACCUCCUCCAAUGAGAGAGUUUAAAACUGCACCAGUUCGUCCAUCACCAAUCCCAGUCGAGGCAUUUGUCAAGGCACCAACUAGAGCAACUCCAAGAGAAUUUGUCAAGGCCCCAGCUACAACAGUUACAGUAAUUGCACCAAAAAGAGUAUCAAAUGCAGUAUUCGACAAGGCUCCACCAGCUGAAUCAUUACCAGCACCCAACUUUGAAUCAACAGUCCAUACAUCGCCAUUGGUUCAAGAGGUACGACCACCUCAAACAACAACAACAAACGUUGAUGCACCAGUCAAAAAGGGUCGUCCUCCAAAACCAAAAAGAGAAUUUGUACCAGCAUUUGAUAAGCCAAAGAAACCAUCCCUACCUAAAGAGACAUUUGUCGAGAUCCCAGAAACGAUACAACCAGAAGAACCAUCCAAGCCAAUCUUUAAGCAAAAAGGAGAGCUUGUGCCACGAGAAGCAUCCAAUAAGCCAAAGAAACCAUUUGUACCUAGAGAAGCCAGACCAUUAAAGGAGGUACCAGUAGAGCAACCAAAAAGAGAAUUUGUACCAGCAUUUGAUAAGCCAAAGAAACCAUUUGUACCUAGAGAAGCCAGACCAUUAAAGGAAGUACCAGUAGAGCAACAAUAUAUUCCAACACCUGAGCCACCAGCUCCUGCAGUAGAAGAACAUUGGCCAGAACUACCUAAACCAAAGGCAUCAACACUAGAUUUUUCUUUAAAAAAAGUAUUUGAAACAUACCAAGCAGUUCAAAAAGUUCUCCCACCAUCUCCUCCUCCAAAACCAACACCACCAAGAGAAGAACCAGUCAAUAUUAUAUCAGUUCCUCCACCCAAACAAUUACCUACUCCAAAGGUGGUUCCAGCUAAAGCAACUGUAGCCCCAACCAAGCCAACACCACCAGCUGCAGUCCAAACCAAGCCAGCACCACCAGUUGCAGUCCAAACAAAGCCAGCACCACCAGCUAAAGCUGCUCCACCAGUUGCUGAACAACAAGAAAUUGAUUCACCUGCUCCUUAUGUACAUCCAACAUCAUCCCAAAGAAAAAAGAACAAAAAGAGCAAGUUGAAACAAAAAAAACAAACCCAACCACCAAAGAAAAAGGAUCAACCACCUGCUCCCAAGGUGAAUGAGCCAGCUGCCGCCUCGUGGACCUCCAAUUCCAAGUCCCAGAAUCCAGUUAUUGAUCUAUCAGAUUAUGGUGAUUAUGGUGAAGGUAGAAGAAGAUUGCACGAAAAACGUCUUGCAGACGUCAAUGCAAGAAAAAGACAAUCGACUCAUUAUUACGAACACGCCAAGAAAUAUAUACAUGGUCACUACCAAGGUCGUGGCCUCUAUCAGGAUUCUGACGACGAUGAUGAUGACGACAGUGAUGAUAUGGAAAGUGAUAUGAUGGCCCAGUAUUUACACCAUAUGCUCUACCAUAUGGGUGCUCGUGGACCCCCAGACAGUGAUGACGAAUACUAUGAUGAAGAUGACUAUGACGAUGACGAUGAAGAUGAGGACGAUGAAGAUGAAGAUGAUUCUGAUAGUGAUGAUGGUCCAGUUUUGGACAUUGACGACGAUGAAUCCUUGGUUAUCGCCACUCCAGGUGCUCUCAAGUCCAAAAAAAAUUAUCCUAAUCAAUCAAAUACUGACUCUGUUGACUAA